Messenger RNA from Polistes dominula (European paper wasp), 3286 nucleotides. RefSeq names its product Polynucleotide kinase 3'-phosphatase (gene PNKP). Gene Ontology annotation, biological process: DNA repair. Lineage: Eukaryota; Metazoa; Arthropoda; Insecta; Hymenoptera; Vespidae. The record is from RefSeq and is a predicted model, not a curated record. Gene Ontology annotation, molecular function: polynucleotide 3'-phosphatase activity; ATP-dependent polydeoxyribonucleotide 5'-hydroxyl-kinase activity; double-stranded DNA binding.
AUGAUUACAUAAUACAUACAUUAUUACAAAUGAUUUUAUUACGAUUUUUUCGAUUGCAACGACUACAAAUGAAUUUUAAUUAUAUUGGAAUGAGUGAACGAGCUAAAAGUUGUUAUUUAAGAAGUAACAGUGAAACUUUAUCAACUGUUUAUUUACCUGAUUCUUCUCCGAUUUUUAUAGGACGUUCUGAAGGAACUAAUAUUACUGAUAUAAAAUGUUCAAGAAAACAAGUUAGAGUAUGUGCAGAUUAUAAGCAACAUAUAGUAACGGUUCAACAAGUUGGUACAAGAGCUUGUGGUGUAAAUGGCUUCAAAACUAAAAAAGAUGAUAGAUUAAUUGCCAAACAUAAUGAUAGAUUAGAAAUUUUAUAUGGAAAGCACAUAUAUCAAAUAGAAUUUAAUCCACCACCUAAAGAACAGAAUGAUCAAACAUUGGUAAAAAAAAGAUCUUAUGAUUCGGAAGAUGAAUUAUUAAAUACAGAAAUAACGAAUUCGUGCAAAAUGCGCAAAAUAGAAGAUGAAAGUAAUACUAUCGUACAAGAAACGAUUAGCAAUGAAAAUAAUUAUUCAAUAAAUGGAAAAGAUAAUAAUGAAAUUAAUGCUAUUGCAUCAACAUCUAAAGAAAAUGAUGUAGAUAAUAGUACAAUGAAAAUAACAGGAUUGUGGGAAAGUAAUAAAGAAUUAUUAAUAUAUACUCCACAAAAUGUGCAAAAUCGUUCAAAGAUAGCUGCAUAUGACAUGGAUGGCACAUUGAUAAAAACAAAGUCUGGUCUUGUAUUUCCAAAAGAUGUUAAUGAUUGGCAAUUGCUAUAUCCUACAAUACCUAAAAAAUUAAAGCAAUUCUAUGAAGAUGAUUACAAAAUUGUCAUUUUUACUAAUCAAGGAGCUCUUGGUACAGGAAAAGUAAAAGUGGAAGAUUUUAAAGUAAAAGUUGAAAAAGUAGUAGAAAAAUUAGGUGUUCCUAUUCAAGUCUUCAUUUCUAUAGGAAAAAGUAUAUAUAGAAAGCCAGCGCCAGGAAUGUGGAAUAAAUUUGUCAACGAUAAAAAUGGAAAUAUCAGUAUAGAUAAAUUAAAUUCUUUUUAUGUUGGAGAUGCGGCAGGUCGACAAAAAAAUUGGGCACCUGGUAAAAAGAAGGAUCAUUCUAAAGUAGAUCGUUUAAUGGCUAUAAAUAUAGGCUUACAAUUUCAAACCCCAGAAGAACAUUUUCUUGGGCAUAAAGUUGCACCAUAUAUUUUACCUACAUUUAAUCCAAAAGCAUUGCAAAAAGAUGCUAAUCCAACUGAUGCUAAAAUUACUUCGCAACAACAAGAAAUAAUACUCAUGGUUGGUAGUCCUGGCUCUGGAAAAUCUCAUUUUGCUAAACAUUAUUUAAUUGACUACGAUUACAUUAACAGAGAUACUUUGGGAAGUUGGCAAAAAUGUAUAUCUACUAUGGAACAAUCUUUGAUUAAAGGAAAACGUGUUGUUAUAGACAAUACCAAUCCAGAUCCUGCCUCACGUGAAAGAUAUAUUACAGCGGCAAAAAAAUAUAAUAUUCCAAUUAGAUGUUUUCUCAUGACAACAAGUACUGAACAUGCCAAACAUAAUAAUAAGUUCCGUGAAUUAGUUGAUUCUAAUCAUGCUAAGAUUAAUGACAUCAUCAUAAACUCUUAUAUGAAAAAUUAUGUACCACCAACAUUAGAAGAAGGUUUCACAGAAAUUGUAAAAAUUAAUUUUAUUCCACGAUUUUUGUCUGAAAGAGAUAAAGAAUUGUAUGAAAUGUAUUUGCUCGAAAAUUAAUUAUAUUAAUUGUAAUGAAAAUAACUUAAAAAUAUCAUCAUCAUAAUUAUUAUAAUACUUAGCAUAAUUGACAAACAUAUUAGAUGAUAAUAUAUUUAUAAAUUUUUUCAUUUAUAUGUAUUAUUUUAUAUGCUAUCUAUAUUGUAUGUAAAUGUAUAUUUAAAUGUAUGACAUAAACGCAUGUACAGACAAGAUAUGCGGAAAACAGUUUUGUAUUAUUAGUCUAGAAAUUUAUUGGGUUAUUCCCUUUUCGCGUGUAAUUCAACAAUCUAAUUGAUGUUGCUGUAUAACAGCAGGCUUACUCAUAUUUUUUAAUAAUUCAUAUUUAUGUAUUUUUUUUUUUUAUGAUGACGUGCUAUUGAACUAUUGAUCAUGAUCUUGCUUUUAAAACAGUAAAAAUAAUGCUGCUGUGUAUGUCAAUACAUAUUCACCUACUUAUGUUACAUGAUUGAAGAUACAAAAGUAUUAUUACGAGAUUAAUAAUAUUUCGUAGAUAAUGCGUAUUUACUAAAUAAAUUUAAAAACAAAAUAUUACUUCAUUUGUAAUAUUUUCUAUGAUCAUCUAAGUACAUGUAAUAUUUUUUCAUAUGUUUCAAUUAUCUAACAUAUUUAAACGAGCUUAUAGUCAUAAAUCAUUAUAUUUAUUGGUAUACACGAUUUAAAGAGGAUUACAAACCAUAAUAGCAAUAAAUCAAUUGAAGAAACUACAAUUUUUUCUUAAUUGGAAGCAUGAAACACAUAUUACCUUUUUGUUAGAGGUUAAUUGUGUUAAUUUCAUUCUAACAUCUUUUUAUAAUUUUCAAUUAAUAUAAAUUGUGCCUCAAUCGAUAAAUAUGUGCUCUUAAAUUUACAUGAUAGGAAGAUUAUGGAAUAAUACUUUUCUGUCAAUCUUGCUUUUUUUUUUUUCUUGUUUCUUCUUUUUUUCUUAAAAACAGACUUGUAAAUAAUUAAACGUAUAGUACCACGAUAAAUAUUUGAUAUAUUAAUUUGCAAGAAUUCCUUAAGAAUAGUAACAUGUAGCGCCAUAAUCCUUAUUUAGGUCCUGUUAAAAAUGGGUCAUAACAAUGAGUAUCGAUGUCACAGUCUGUUUGAGAGCACAUCAUUGGAGCUUUAAGAAUUCAACUACAAAGUUCUCUAUUUGCUAUAUUUGGAAAUACUAUUUCACUAUAAUAUUUAUUAUUCGGUUCUACAAAUGAUUGAUAAUGAAUAAUAGAUCUCUCUCUCUUUCUCUUUCUUUUUUUUUUUUUAUGAGUUAUACUUUCUUCGUAAAAAUGAUUAUAUAUAAUUAAUUGGAAUAGCAAAAGAAAAAGAAUUCUAAUUUUAUAUGAUUUUAACAGUGAUUUGUUUUAACAAUGAUUGUAACGACAGUUUUUAAUAUGCUCCAUAUUAUGUUCUCUUUCUAGAGUUCUAAAUUCGGCACAUUGUUCUAGUUUUUAAUAGCAUUUUGAAAACUCUGUAGGCACAUUCUUAAUUUAACAUUGAAAGUGUACGUUCUUUGAUACAUAUAA